UUCAUUGUAUGGUCAUUCCUCGUCGAUAUGAGUGGAACGGUUAGUAAUGACCAUGAUGAGGAGAAAGAGGUCCCGGGUUCGAACCCUGGUGCGACCACUUUGAACGCGCACUUGAUUGACUUGGACAGUGCUACAGAGACUAGUCCAGCAGAGGAACAGAAUGUGCAGGCUAGUGGACCGUUUCCGCCUGAAUCGACUCGAAAGAGGAAACAUAGCAAACGCCGUAAAGCCUCACAGGAGCGAGAAAGUCUCCUAUCAACUGAAAAAGAGGAGAGACCUUCGACAACGGCUGUGGUAGCAAGUACGACGCUAUCCUCACCUCAUAAGAUGGCCGUCAAAGCUGCGAGGAAACGGUAUCGCGAUCUGAGAGCUAAUAGACUUGACGCUGUGAAGGAAGCUAGAGAGACUAAUGAUAGUAGUACUUUCGAGGGAACGAAAAUGCUGAGGAGCCUUCCAAGUGAUAUGAAGAUGAGCCUGGGUGGUAUAUGGGUAUGUGUAGUGAGCGUGUUAGCCCGACGAUGGCUAGCUGAUUGGAAGGAGUGUAAAGGGAGUGAUGGUAAUGAUAACGACGAGGAGGAGGAGGAGGAGAGUAUUGGCGAUGAUACCAGUAGGAAGGCGGCGUCGUCGUCGUCUUCCUCAUCUACGAAGUGGGGUAGAAAUAAGUAUAGGGGAUCGAAGCUGGGAAAGGCCGUAGUAAAGUGGGCUCGGUGGUCAUUAGAGGUUGUAUUGGAUAUAAUAGAUGCGGACGAUGCAUGCAGCAGGUCGUUGACUCAAUUGCUGGAAAUGAACCUACCAGGAGGAUUGCAAUGGCGAUCACCACCUCCCGAGUCUGAUGGCUUCGUAACACAUUUGAUGUCUAUCGAUGGUGGAAAGGCGUCGGUAUCCUUGCUUUUGCGAGACCUCACUCUUAAUCUCCUAGGGGGAGGGCCAGAAGGGUCUGCUGGGGAUGAUGGAACUCGUGGGAAGAGGACGAAAAAGAAGGGAUGGAAAAAGAAGUCGAAGGAGGGCGGAGCGAAGCAACAUAUAUAUAAUAGUCGAACUCGUUGCGCGCUGUUUGAGGUGGCUAAGGCGUUUGGUAUAUCGUCGCAUGUUAUUGAGGCUUGGGAGUGUGAGGUUGGAUUGGAGUUGAAUGCAGCGUUGAGGAGGGGACAGGAAGAGGAGGGAGAACAACAACAGCAGCAGAAGCAGCAGCAGCGACUGGAGAAUCGGGUCCAGCCAGGAGUUGACCAUGUUCAGGCCAGUACCGGGUCAAGGCUAUCACGAAGGAUGAAGAUAGGUGCUGCAGCAUUGGGUGGAGGGGCUCUACUGGCUCUCACUGGAGGUCUUGCCGCGCCUGCGGUGGUUGCUGGCCUGGCCAGUAUAGGAACGGCUCUGGGUAGCCUUGGCACUUUAGGGGUGGCGGUUGGUGGUUUGAUCAUAUCAGCGAGUGGGUUCCUGGCAGCAGUUGGGACGGCUGGUGUGGCAGUGCUGUUUGGAGCUGGCGGGGUCGGCCUUACUGGAUUCAAGAUGAACAGGAGAUGGGGGGAUCUCAACGAAUUUGAAUUCAAGGAUGCUUAUGCUGAGAGUGCAGUGUUGAAAGCGAAAGGUCGUGCGUUCGAUUCCUGGGGACGGAAAGUGGAUAAAAAUGAUAGUGCUGCGAAUGAUCGAGGCCAGGGCAGUGAUCCAGGAGCACUGGAACUGCGACUUUGUGUGGGCGGGUGGCUCCGAGAUCGUGAUGAUGUGAUCUUGCCCUGGAUCGAACCCGAGGUCUGCAGCGGAGAUUCUGGUCCUAGUCUGAAUCGACUUGAUGGGCUCCCUACCAGACAGAGUGAAGUGUACGCAGUGAACUGGGAGAGCCAUGAGUUGCUCAGACUCGGAAGUGUCCUCCGUCGUCUCAUCACCGACGAGAUUGCCAAGCAAGCGGCCAGUAUGUGGUUGCAGGCGACCAUUGGGGCGGCAGCGGCAACGGCAAUGUUCCCGGUAUGGAUAAUCAAAUACAUGACAGACUUGGAUAACACAUGGCUGGUUGUGCGGGAUCGAUCAUCAGUAGCAGGAGAGGUCUUGGCUUCCGCCAUAAUGGAUUCAAAUUGCGUGGGGAACCGGCCGGUCACCUUAGUCGGCAUCAGCAACGGUGCGCGCGUCAUAUUCAAAUGUUUAGAGAUUUUGUACAGCAAGGGGUACUUCAAUGUCGUUCAAAACGUUGUUCUGCUCGGCGCUCCGAUAGCCGUGACUUUCGACGCGCCUGCCGUAGGAUCUGACCAUAAAAAAUCAUGGCGCAGGGCGCGCGCUGUUGUAGCAGGAAGGUUCAUCAACGGCUACACUAGCAGUGAUUGGGUAUUAGGAUUCCUGUAUCGGUAUAUGGAAUGGGGAGUUAAAGUGGCGGGGCUGAGCGCUGCUCGGGGCAUCUCUGGUGUGGAGAAUAUAGACCUGGGAAAGUUGGUCGAACGGCACGACCACUACCCUGAGUAUUUCACCGAGAUCAUGGCGAAUCUGGACAUUCUCGAGUGAGUGUUGGACACUUGUGUAAAUUUGAUGCUCGAAAAAAGAGUGCAGUAAUAGUCGUAUUUGAUUAUCAUAGUC
Perkinsus marinus ATCC 50983 is the source of this 2559-nucleotide messenger RNA. RefSeq lists its product as hypothetical. The record is from RefSeq and is a predicted model, not a curated record. The coding region runs from base 28 to 2487 and encodes 819 amino acids. The transcript is spliced from 16 exons. Lineage: Eukaryota; Perkinsozoa; Perkinsida; Perkinsidae.